CCCCUGCUGUACACGCCGGACAACCCCCAGCUGGAGAACAGCACGUCCCUCGUGGAGACCGUCGGCAUGUACCUGUUUGGCAUCUACCACGUGGUCAUCAUCAUCGUCCUCAUCAACAUGCUGAUCGCUAUGAUGUCCCACUCCUUUGAGGACAUCCAGGUGAGUCCGAUGGUAUGCUUCGGUUUAUUUCGGAAGAAAAAUGAGAGCAAUUGGGUCAGCUAUUGUGUGUGUGUGUGGGGGGGGGGAUCUAUUACUCAAACGAUUAAUUUUCUUUACAAAUUGAUUUAUUUCACUUAUGAUUUACAACAAAUGUCUAUAUUUAUCAACUAAUAAUUGUUAUAACCCUGAUAACAGUCUUGAAAGAUGCGGGUGAAAAGCUACAGCAAAAGAUUGUUAGUGGGGGGGGUGGGGUGGGGGGGAUUUUUUUUUGUUUGGGGGGGGGGGGGGGGGUUGUGUGUGUGUGUGCGCGUGCGUGCGUGCGUGCGUGUGUGUGUGUGUGCGCGUAUGUGUGUGUCUGUGUUUCUACGCUCUGCUAUAAACCACUUUAACAAUAAUAUUUUAUCUUUUCUCUAUAAAUAUUCUCAUUCUUCUAUAAAAAAAACAAGUGGCAAAGAGCCGUUGAAUGUUUGGCUGACAACGUGUAUGAGAUAAAGAGAUCAUUUAUAGUUUUUCACCAUAUAUAGACAUGAUAUAGAACAAAAUUUCCAUGAAUGUUUAUUCUAAUACCCGCCCCCUCCCCACCCCCCUCGCAGACCGAUUGUGACGUGGAGUGGAAAUUCGCCCGCACCAAGCUGUGGCUCAAUUACAUGGACGACGGAAGUACCCUCCCCGUCCCGUUUAACAUGAUCCCCACCCCCAAGUCGUUCCUGUACGGCUGGCAGGCCAUCAAAGAGGCCUUCGAUCCCAGCUCUGAGGUAAUGGAGCCGGGAAGACACCGCAGACAGACUUUUCUCAAGGUAGCCCUUUAUAGCCGCGUGAGUGAAGGCUGCGGUUCAACGCUGUCUCCCAAUAAUGAUUGAUACCCACCCCCCCACCCCCCACCCCCACCCACGUUCUUCUGUUUGCGUCGUCGCGGCUCCGGCACAGAACUGGGGCCCGGAAGCUGCAUCCGUAUCGCAGUUAUUGAGAGACACUGUUGGCGGCACUUAGUUUAGUUGGCAUGUGAUCAUUUAGCGGCAGUUGUUUAGUUAGUACGUCAUUUAUUUCGUCAGNAUAUAAAAAAUAUAUAAAUUAUAGUUUGUAUAUAUAUAUAUAUAUAUAUAUAUAUAUAUAUAUAUAUAUAUAUAUAUAUAUAUAGAGAGAGAGAGAGAGAGAGAGAGAGAGAGAGAGAGAGAGAGAGGGAGAGAGAGAGAAAUAGAGAGAGAGAAGACAUUGUGCCAAUUAUAUAGGGCUUUUCAUUUCAUGUCUGAAAUCUUUUAAUAUAACGGCUGUCAUCAUCCGGGUACUCAAGACGGACAAAAUGUCGAACUCUUCUCAGUACUUCUAUGUUAGGGAAGUGGCACUUGACCUAAAUCAAAAAUUGUUUACAACUACUUUCUACGAAAUAUUUUACAAUUUUUUUUUUACUGCUACAUCUAGCUAUAUUCAAGAAUAUACAUUUUGUGAAAUGGGACUUCACUGCGCAUACCGCACAUGUAGACUCUAGAUUUAUAAGGAUCGUCCGCACAUUCAGGGUCUAAGAUAUUAUUCCUUUCCUAAAACUCACAAAGAUUUAGAAAAAUGUAAAAGAUGGGUUCACGCCUGUAGCAGACUAGUUUUUUUUUUUUUGUGCCCACAGUCUAUCUAAACACUUGUAUGGAUGCAGUAGCAUCUUGUUGGUGGAAUAGGCUUUAAGAAAUAUUUGUCCAACAUUCUAAAAAUAGUAACAUUACGUAGUGCACUUUCAUGUUUUCCGGUCUGAGAAAUGACAAACUCUAUCCAAUUAUAAUGUUCAUUAAAGAUUGCAGAUCCCGCUUUGCUAUUGUUUCCUAUCUUUGUUUAAUGUUUCCCCCACGUUUUUAUCGUAUUUAACUUUUUUUUGUUAAAUGCUUUGGAUUAUUUCGGAAGAGAUUUAUUACAGUCACCAUGGAUACCGAAACCAUGCAUCUCAUAAAAAUAUGAUGGCGCGCCGGUUUCUGAAACUUCGUGUUGAAUCGUAAACAAACAAUUAGCUAAAUAAAUAAAUAAAGUUCAUUUCAACUGUUUAGGUUGAUUUCCUUUGAACUGUGUUUAUUUAACGAGCAUAAGUAAAGUGAGUCUUGAUUGUAUGACUAAGGAGAGGAAACUUUGGAAAUGCGCUCUUUCCUAUACCGAUGAUCUUAAAAAAAGGGUUGUACACAAAGUUUGACGAACUCCAAAGGUGCUACACGGAAUACACAUUGAAGAUCAAGUUUGCCAGAUUGGAGUAGGGUUUCCUAGGCUACACAGUGUACAUCAAGUUUGCCAGGCUGGAGUAGGGUUUCCUAGGCUACACAAUGUGCAUCAAGUUUGCCAGAUUGGGGUAGGGUUUCCUAGGCUACACAAUGUACAUCAAGUUUGCCAGAUUGGGGUAGGGUUUCCUAGGCUACACAAUGUACAUCAAGUUUGCCAGAUUGGGGUAGGGUUUCCUAGGCUACACAAUGUACAUCAAGUUUGCCAGAUUGGAGUAGGGUUUCCUAGGCUACACAAUGUACAUCAAGUUUGCCAGAUUGGGGUAGGGUUUCCUAGGCUACACAAUGUACAUCAAGUUUGCCAGAUUGGGGUAGGGUUUCCUAGGCUACACAAUGUACAUCAAGUUUGCCAGAUUGGUACACAAUGUACAUCAAGUUUGCCAGAUUGGGGUAGGGUUUCCUAGGCUACACAAUGUACAUCAAGUUUGCCAGAUUGGGGUAGGGUUUCCUAGGCUACACAAUGUACAUCAAGUUUGCCAGAUUGGGGUAGGGUUUCCUAGGCUACACAAUGUACAUCAAGUUUGCCAGAUUGGAGUAGGGUUUCCUAGGCUACACAAUGUACAUCAAGUUUGCCAGAUUGGGGUAGGGUUUCCUAGGCUACACAAUGUACAUCAAAUUUGCCAGAUUGGAGUAGGGUUUCCUAGGCUACACAAUGUACAUCAAGUUUGCCAGAUUGGGGUAGGGUUUCCUAGGCUACACAGUGUACAUCAAGCUUGCCAGACUGGAGAGGUGCUUCAUACACAAUGUACAUCAAGUCUGUCAGGCUGGAGAGGUGCUUCAUACACAAUGUACAUCAAGUCUGUCAGGCUGGAGAGGUGCUUCAUACACAAUGUACAUCAAGUUUGCCAGACUGGAGAGGUGUUUCAUACACAUUGUACAUCAAGUCUGUCAGACUGGAGAGGUGCUUCAUACACAAUGUACAUCAAGUUUGCCAGACUGGAGAGGUGCUUCAUACACAAUGUACAUCAAGUUUGCCAGACUGGAGAGGUGCUUCAUACACAAUGUACAUCAAGUCUGUCAGACUGGAGAGGUGCUUCAUACACAAUGUACAUCAAGUUUGCCAGACUGGAGAGGUGCUUCAUACACAAUGUACAUCAAGUCUGUCAGGCUGGAGAGGUGCUUCAUACACAUUGUACAUCAAGUUUGCCAGACUGGAGAGGUGCUUCAUACACAAUGUACAUCAAGUCUGUCAGACUGGAGAGGUGCUUCAUACACAUUGUACAUCAAGUUUGCCAGACUGGAGAGGUGUUUCAUACACAUUGUACAUCAAGUCUGUCAGACUGGAGAGGUGCUUCAUACACAAUGUACAUCAAGUCUGUCAGACUGGAGAGGUGCUUCAUACACAUUGUACAUCAAGUUUGCCAGACUGGAGAGGUGUUUCAUAGGCGCUACAUUGUGAAAACCGUGGCGCCGUGGAAACAUCUACCCAGUGGGCAGACAUUGCCACCAGAAUACCAGGUCAACCAUCAGAAAUUGUCACCAGAAUAUGAUGUCAACCAUCAGACAUUGUAGCCUGGACAUCAAGUAUACAUGAGAUGAUUUUGUAAAGUAAUUACAACUAAGAAAAUAUAAUAUGAUAUAAGUAAAACAAAAUGGUGAUUAUCAUGAUACAGUUACAACCAAGAGAUGAUGCCAUGUUAUCUAUUAACUAUGAUGCCAUAUUAUACAAAAACUAUGAUGCCAUGUUAUAUAAAAACUAUGAUGCCAUGUUAUAUAAAAACUAUGAUGUCAUGUUAUAUAACAACUAUGAUGUCAUGUUAUAUAACAACUAUGUAAAUCGGGAUCGACACAGGGAUCGCCUAAUACCACUUGAAAACAUAUUUAUUCUACAGCUAUGAAGUAGCAAAGAAAAUAAUAUUAUGGUUGGGGGUCACCACAACAUUAGGAACUGUAUGAAAGGGUCGCGGCAUUAGGAAUGUUGAGAACCACUGAUCUGGGGACAGAUAACAGGAGAUACAUUAGUUCUGCUCUGUGGAUAUACGGGAUCUGGUUGCACAUUUAUGCAGAGAUCAAAAUUGAAAUAAGUUGAUAUAAAGACAAAGUUACAACUUUAUUGAUAUACCUGGAUAUAGGAAAUAUAGAAUCACCGCCAAAGACGUUAUACUUUAGUGGUAUGCGACUAGAAGGGAACGUUUCAUGAACAAAUUCACUCAAGAAAAUCACAGUAUGCCACCUGACAUUUGAGUUGUUUGUGCUGUCCGUUUUUGCAGAAACGUCGAGAAACCGUCUGUAAGAACCUAGAGUUAAAGCCAGACGAGACGUCCUACUCCGACAUCAUGCACCGGCUGGUGAAGAGAUAUCUCUUUAAAUUAGAGAGAGCGAAGGACGAAAAGGAG
This is a messenger RNA of Lymnaea stagnalis (great pond snail), 4744 nucleotides long. The record is from the annotation of a GenBank genome assembly. Lineage: Eukaryota; Metazoa; Mollusca; Gastropoda; Lymnaeidae.